Messenger RNA from Triticum aestivum (bread wheat), 1544 nucleotides. Its product is annotated as BTB/POZ and MATH domain-containing protein 1-like. The coding region runs from base 78 to 1544 and encodes 488 amino acids. The transcript has a single exon. Gene Ontology annotation, molecular function: protein binding. The record is from RefSeq and is a predicted model, not a curated record. NCBI's taxonomy places the organism in Eukaryota, Viridiplantae, Streptophyta, Magnoliopsida, Poales, Poaceae. Gene Ontology annotation, biological process: protein ubiquitination.
CGCCUCCCGCUUCCGACGCCGGUGCCGUCCUCGGCGAGAAGGCGACCGUCUCCCUCGCGCCGUCCUCUUCGCCGGCAAUGGCGUCCCAGCCACCGCCUCGAGCCCAAGAAGACGAUCUUGGGCGCUACCUCCACUCGCCUCCCGCUUCCGACGCCGGUGCCGUCCUCGGCGAGAAGGCGACCGUCUCCCUCGCGCCGACCCUUUCGCCGGCGAUGGCGUCCCAGACACCGCCUCAAGCCCAAGAAGGCGAUCUUGAGGGCUUCGUCCCGUCGUCCCCCUCCUCCUCGUCUGCCUCCGGGGCCGACUCCGAGCACCGCCGCGCGGUGGACGACCUGCUCGUCCUCUACUCGUCCGACUCCGACGACCAGCUGCUCCUCCUCUACUCAUCUGACUCCGACGACCAGCUGCUCCUCCUCUACUCAUCUGACUCCGACGACGAGCCAACCCGUACAGCCAGCACCACACCGCCGCCCCCUAAACCAUCCCCAUCUCCUCUGCCAUUGCCUUCGCCGUCACCAAUGAGAUUGACAGCCGCCUCCGCCUCCAUCGAAAAGCUCCUGGACGGCUCCGAAGCGAUCCUUUCAACUGGAAAUACAGAAGUAGAAGUUGCUGGGGUGAUCGAAGAAACACGCAGUGAAGUUCAUUUCCUCAAGAUUGAUGGUUACCGCACCAUCCGAGAGCUACUAUAUUGCUCUGAUUACUGGAUCGAAUCCAGGUGGAAGGUUGGUGGCUUUGAGUGGGGAGUGGAAAUCAACGUGUCAACAUUUGUGGAGUUCAGGCUCAUCUUUCUCAGCCAAGGAUGCAGUACGACCAACGUGGAAGCUACUCUGAGCUGUCGUCUGGUUGAUCCGAGGGGCAUCGCUGAGCCGUCCGAACAGAAAUGUUCAUCGGGUACGUUCAAUCGCCACCCAAAUGGCCCUCCUCGUUGGGCUGGUGAUUGGUCGAAACUACGCUUCAUUCUUGUGUCAUCACAAGAACUGGAAGCCUCUGCCUAUCUUAAGGACGAUUCCUUCACGGUAGAAUGCACCUUGUCUGUGUUGAACAUCGCGCAACCAGCUGACCUAUCAUCAUCAGUGCCGGACUCCUUAGGCCAGCACCUCGCCGAGCUCCUGCAGAGUGGGAUGGAGGCUGAUGUUGAGUUUGUUGUGGCUGGGCAGUCCUUCCUUGCUCACAAGGACAUAGUAGCAGCAAGGUCUCCGGUAUUCAUGGCAGCGUUCUUCGGGCAGAUGAGGGAGGCGAACUCUCGGACUGUCGUGAUCGAGGACAUGGAAGCUGCAGCAUUCGAGGCCAUGAUGCACUUCAUUUACACAGACACGGUGCCUGAACUUGAUUCUCAGGACGAAGCGGCGACCACAAUGGCCCAACAUCUUCUUGUAGCUGGCGACAGGUACGGAAUGGAUAGGCUGAAGCUGCUUUGCGAGAACAAGUUGUUUAGUUGCAUCACGGCAGAGAAUGCAAGGACAACAUUGGCCUUAGCUGAGCAACACAAUUGCAGACGGCUCAGGGCCAAGAUCCAGUUAAUGUUGCGCACGCUCCCACGGUAG